Myripristis murdjan (pinecone soldierfish) is the source of this 1648-nucleotide messenger RNA. RefSeq names its product threonine aldolase 1 (gene tha1). Gene Ontology annotation, biological process: L-threonine catabolic process; glycine biosynthetic process. The coding region runs from base 239 to 1480 and encodes 413 amino acids. The transcript has 7 exons. Lineage: Eukaryota; Metazoa; Chordata; Actinopteri; Holocentriformes; Holocentridae. The record is from RefSeq and is a predicted model, not a curated record. Gene Ontology annotation, molecular function: L-allo-threonine aldolase activity. Gene Ontology annotation, cellular component: cytosol.
UCGAUGGAACGAUCCAAAGUUUGCCAAAUACAUGCGCAUGGAUUAGCUAUCUAGAUUGAUGCAGUCUGAACCUCAGAUGAUCAUCUCUGUUAUGUCGGCGGUUUGCACGGGUGAAGACGGAUCUUCUCGGACUGGCAUGCUGUAAACAGAGACUUGGAGGUGACGUGUGGCUGAGCUCCUGGAUGACAGCAGGAUAACUUCGACUCAGCUGGUUUGAACAUAGACAGGGUCACUCAGCAUGGCUUUGCCCCCUUUGUCAUUCUCUGUACGGGCUCUGCUGCUCUCCGUGACCCGUGGAGGUGUUUUCUCUCCACGUGGCUCCACACGGUCCUACUGGAAACACGGUGACCCCACGGAGGAGAGGGGGGGCAACGUCCGGGUGGUGGACCUCCGGAGCGACACGGUGACCCGACCAGGGCCGGCGAUGCGCCGUGCCAUGGCAGAGGCCGAGGUCGGGGACGAUGUGAUGGGGGAAGACCCGACAGUGAACGAGCUGCAGAAAAUGGCAGCUGAUAUGUUUGGGAUGGAGGCAGCUCUGUUUGUCCCAUCUGGAACCAUGGGCAACCUCAUUGCAGUGAUGGUGCACUGCAGGGAGAGGGGCGAUGAGAUGAUUGUGGGCGAUCUGUCCCACAUACACAUCUAUGAACAAGGAGGCUGUGCCCAGCUGGCUGGUGUCCACGCCACCACGGUGACCAACCUGCCUGAUGGGACAUUUGACCUGAAGCAAUUGGAGUCGAAGAUCCGCCACGGUUACCCCGACCCCCACUACCCCCGCUCACGCCUCAUAUGUGUGGAGAACACACACAACAUACAGGGAGGCCGCGUUCUGCCUCUGCCCUUCCUGCAGGAGGUGCGAGCUAUUGCUGACAAAUACAACUUGGCGGUUCACAUGGAUGGAGCCCGGGUGAUGAACUCCGCCAUAGCCCAGGGAGUGUCUCCAUCCACCAUACUGCAGCACACACACACCGCCAGUGUGUGCUUAUCCAAGGGUUUGGGAGCCCCUGUGGGGUCCAUACUCGCUGGGCCGCGAGACUUCAUAUCCCGGGCGCUGCGGUGCCGUAAAGCCCUGGGUGGCGGGAUGCGGCAGGCUGGAAUACUGGCAGCAGCGGGCAAAGUGUCCUUAGGGAAGAUGGUGGGGAGACUGCAGGAGGACCACCACAAUGCAAAGACCUUCGCUCAAGCUCUCCUGCAGUGUGACCCUCCUCUGUGCACUGUGGACAUGUCCACUGUGGAGACGAACAUCCUGCGUUUCCUUGUGCAGGACCCCAGGCUGAGUCCCGCAGAGCUGUGUGAACGCAUGGCCCAGGUUGGCGAGGGAGAGGAGGCCGCGCUGGGACAGGGGGUACGAGUUCUCAUGUUCCCUCAUUUUGCAAACUCGGUGCGGGCAGUGUGGCACCUUGGGAUCUCUGUGGAGGACACCCAGCUCGCCAUCCAGAAACUACAGUUUGUGGCUCGUCAGUUUUCACGUGAAAAGCGUUAAGGGGCCCGUCAACAAAAGCCUGACGCUGCUUAAGACAUGUGAUCAUGAAAAAAAAAAGUUACAGAUCUAGAAACACUCAGGAAUCUGAAAGACAGGCAACACAGCUAGUGGCCACUUUAACUCUAAUUCAGUUGUAUAAUUUUAAUUCAUUAAAUCUUACAAACUAUG